This is a messenger RNA of Rhizoctonia solani, 1347 nucleotides long. RefSeq names its product Tubulin/FtsZ family, GTPase domain. The transcript has 6 exons. Gene Ontology annotation, biological process: nuclear migration by microtubule mediated pushing forces; nuclear division; microtubule cytoskeleton organization. Gene Ontology annotation, molecular function: GTP binding; structural constituent of cytoskeleton. The record is from RefSeq and is a predicted model, not a curated record. Gene Ontology annotation, cellular component: nucleus; cytoplasm; spindle. NCBI's taxonomy places the organism in Eukaryota, Fungi, Basidiomycota, Agaricomycetes, Cantharellales, Ceratobasidiaceae. Bases 1 to 1347 code for a protein of 448 amino acids.
AUGCGCGAGGUUAUUUCCCUUCAUGUCGGUCAGGCUGGUGUCCAGAUCGGAAACGCGUGCUGGGAGUUGUAUACCGCGGAGCACGGAAUCUCGCCUGAUGGCCAUCUGCCCAAAGACUCGCCCUCGCAUGGCGAUCAGGGUUUCUCGACCUUUUUCUCGCCUACCGGAAGUGGCAAAUACGUGCCUCGCUCCCUCUACAUUGACUUGGAACCAGGUGUUGUCGACGAGGUUCGCAGUGGUACAUACAGGGAUCUCUUCCACCCUGAGACCUUGGUGACUGGCAAGGAGGACGCUGCCAACAACUAUGCUCGUGGUCACUACACUGUCGGGAAGGAAUUGAUUGACGGUGUGAUGGACAAGAUCCGUCGACUUGCAGACAACUGCUCAGGUCUCCAGGGCUUCUUUGUCUUCCACUCGUUUGGUGGUGGAACUGGUUCUGGUUUCGGUGCUCUCCUUCUUGAGCGUUUAAGCACCGACUAUGGCAAGAAGGCCAAGCUUGAGUUCUGUGUUUACCCUGCACCAAAACUCUCUUCUUCCGUCGUCGAGCCUUACAACUCGGUCUUGACCACUCACACCACCCUUGAACAUUCGGAUUGCUCGUUCAUGGUCGACAAUGAGGCCAUCUACGAUAUUUGCAAGAAGAACCUUGGCGUUAGCUCUCCUGGGUUCACCAACCUGAACCGUCUGAUCGCCCAGGUUGUCUCUAGCGUCACUGCAUCGCUCCGUUUCGAUGGUAGCUUGAACGUGGACUUGAACGAGUUCCAGACCAACUUGGUUCCGUUCCCUCGUAUUCACUUCCCUCUUGCUACCUACGCACCGAUCAUCUCUGCUGCCAAGGCCGGCCAUGAGAACAACUCAGUUUCUGAGCUCACCUUCUCCUGCUUCGAGCCCGGUAACCAAAUGGUCAAAUGCGACCCUAGGGAAGGCAAAUUCAUGGCCUGCUGCCUCUUGUUCCGUGGUGACGUCGUGCCCAAGGAUGUUCAGGCUGCCAUUGCAUCGAUCAAGACCAAGCGUACCAUCCAGUUCGUCGACUGGUGCCCUACCGGCUUCAAGCUCGGUAUCUGCAACGAGCCUCCUACUUGCAUUCCCGGCGGCGAUCUCGCUCAUGUCUCGCGAAGCUUGUGCAUGUUGUCCAACACCACCGCUAUCUCUGCUGCAUGGACCCGUCUUGAUCACAAAUUCGACCUUUUGUACUCCAAGCGUGCCUUUGUUCACUGGUACGUCGGUGAGGGUAUGGAAGAAGGUGAAUUCUCCGAGGCCCGUGAGGACCUGGCUGCCCUUGAGAAGGACUACGAGGAGGUUGGCAUUGACUCGGCCGAUGCUGAGGAGGAGGAGGCAGAGUACUAG